Molecule: messenger RNA, 1643 nt
Organism: Aphanomyces invadans
Lineage: Eukaryota; Oomycota; Saprolegniomycetes; Saprolegniales; Verrucalvaceae
Exons: 9
Coding region: 31-1542 (503 amino acids)
Biological process (GO): mitochondrial calcium ion homeostasis; calcium import into the mitochondrion
Cellular component (GO): uniplex complex
Molecular function (GO): calcium ion binding
Source: RefSeq, a predicted model, not a curated record
AGCAAACCCCCAGCAGCAUCGACGAUUGCCAUGCUUGGUGCGUUCAGCAAGAGAAUGCUGUCACAGCGGCGUGUUCUUCGCCACGCGUCGGUGGACCCCCGUGGGGCCGUUGUCGCGGUGAUGCUCUUGGCUGGCGCGACGUUGACAAAGGAGACGACUGCAUCGAACGAAGAGGUAAAGGAAUCCAGCGCGGAGAAGAAGAAAAAAGAAAAGAAGAAGACGCAUUGGCACACGAGGCAGCGCCACGAAGAGUCGGACAAACAAGCCGUGCUCCUCAAGGACAGUUUGAAAAAGUACAAGGAGGACAUCGUGGCGUUUGACAGCGUCGCGUCCCGCUUCGACACGUUUGCGACAGCCAUGACCAAGGACAAGGAUGCGAACGGUGUGCGCCGCAAAGCCAUGACGUUCACGGGUGUGGUAUCCUCCUCUCGUUCGAUUCCUCAUCUCGAACCCCCUCCAGAUUUUCUCCAUUCACUCGUGCUUCCCCGUUUUCGCCUCUCCCAUCCCCCCCGCUCUGCCCAGUACACUUGUCCAUUCGUCGGAGACGCCGACGGAUUGAUCACAUAUGAAGAGUGCCACUUGCUCUAUCACUUGCUCGAAAUUCCCGUCGAGCACUUCGAAGUGGCUUUUCACAUGUUCGACCUCGACGGCAACGGGACUGUGGACAAGACCGAGUUCCUCGAAGUUUUAUCAAGCGUCCUGAACAAUAUCAAGGACAUUCGAACGUCCGCGUCGGGAACCGGCGACGAUGCGGUACAAGGUUCGUCUUUUCCACACACUCUACACCGCCAUGCCAAUCGUCGAGCGCUCCUCGAGCGAGACGCCCCGCUCCCUCCCUUGUCGCAGCAUGCGGAACGCUGCUCUUGCGACUCCAUAUGCGCUCCCCAACGUGCUGAAUGGUGUGUGCACGUAGUCGAAGCGUCGUACCACUUCCUCCUCCACUUUUUUGGAAAGAACGGAAAGAAGAAGAUCACAGCGCGCGAGUUUGUCGCCGUCGUCCAGUCGUUGAAAGAGUCGUUGUUGCGCGCGGAAUUUGACAUGUAUGCGACCAAGGACUCGGUGGUCGCGGGAACGGCGCCGUCAGCCAACGCCAAGGAAGGCACGAUCUCGGUCCAUGACUUUGCCGUCACGAUGAUCUCGUGCUUUGACCCCAAGCACUUGCCAGCCAUGCUAGACCGCUUGCAUCUUCUUCGCGCCACCGACGAGCGUGUGAGCUGGACCGAGUUUCGCGAAUUCCACAGCGUGAUUCAGAAUCAUUUGGCCGACAUCAAGCUCGCGUUUGAGCUGCAGCGCGGCGGCGACGAGAUCACCGAAGAUGACUUUAUCAAGGCGGCAUACAUUGUGAGCGGCGAGCGUCUUCCGGCGCACGUUGUGUCGAUGGCAUUUCGUGUGUUUGAUAUGGACGGCAAUGGAUCCCUUGACCACGAAGAAGUCGUUCGGGUUCUCUCGGCGCGCAAUAACCAAGCCACAUUUCGCAAGAACGCCCCGACGUGGCCACCAGCCAAGUUCUGGGCAUGCGUGACCAACCCGUCAACCGACUGAUGUAGUCCAAGAACGCCGUUCUAGGCCUGGUUUGCCAUUGUAAUGAAACUUACUUGGCCGGGCAUUGCUCGCACGGAGCUUGUUUCCUUGGCUUCUCUUUG